AUGAUAUUACCAACUGUGUUUCCCGAUGACCGAAUUUUUAGGCCACACGCUUUAGCCCGCGUCUGGCGCGAAGGUCAGAAACGUCAAGUCCAUCUGAUUCGCCUAAUCACCGCUGAUGGUCUGGAGGAGCGCAUUUUGCAGCGUCAAAUCGCCAAGUCGUUAUUGGUCACCACUGCUAUUUCUUCUCUGGCCUCGGGCACCUCGGGUUCCCUCAGCCUCGGAGAGUUGAAGGUACGUUGUCCGCCGCUAUUCUAUAAAUGUCGGGCUGGUAGAGGAAAAAAAAAUUGUGUAGCUUGUACCGUUUGA
Hydatigera taeniaeformis is the source of this 306-nucleotide messenger RNA. The record is from the annotation of a GenBank genome assembly. NCBI's taxonomy places the organism in Eukaryota, Metazoa, Platyhelminthes, Cestoda, Cyclophyllidea, Taeniidae.